AUCAGCGCCACGCUCAUGUAGCGACGAGCACCUGUACUACGACAUUGACAGAUCAUCGUGACGCGAAAAAAAAAACAAGUGCGAAAAAAACGAAGAAAUCAAAAGUCGCGAGUGUCACAAAGGUCUCGAGGAAUUACAUCAGGGAAAAGAAAAUAUUCUUCUCAAAUAUCGACCAACAUGCUGCGAAGACUAGUCUACCAAACGUUUAGGGCGUUCGAUGCUUCCAUCACAAACCGAGCACUUUCCCUCUCGUCCCAAGUGUUAACCAAAGACCUUCAGCUGCCGUUCGCCACCAGCAACACCAGCACAACAACGCCGAUUCAUGCACAGACCGAAUCCUAUCUAAACCUACUGAAGAACGCCACCGAUGCUAAAGAAGUACUGGAAUUCUUGCCCACCUUGGACAAGCGCAAACUGGAUCGGCAGACCGUCACGCUGAAUGCUCUGAAGACCCUCUUCGAGCUGCACAAGUUGGGCAAGACCAGCAUCCAGAGGCAGGACGUCCUAAAUCAUCCACGGUUUGCCGAACUGUGCAAGGUAUUGAAGUACGAAGCCCGAGGCUUCGUAAUGAAUGAUGUUACGGAGAGCUUGAAGAUUCUCACGUACUUCGGAGUGCGAUCCAACAGCGAAAUUAUGACCGUGUUCCUACAGUUGCUCCGCCAUCAGAUCAACGACAUAAAUCUGGACCAGAUAGUGUUUUUAGAUUUCAUACUGAAGAAGAUGGAUCGCAGUCCUUUGGUUGAGGCCUUGCAGUUAGCAUUGCCAAUGCUGUUGCAGAUUCAAAUCUCGUACAAGAUGGAUCACGAGAACGUUCAACAGUUAGUCGAACUAAUCGGAUUUGUUUCACAGCACCGGGUGUCCGAUCGUUGUGUUACGAAUGUGGUCAGUGCUUUAACCCUGCAUGGAACAAGCUUGACCGGAAUUCAGGCAGCGGAUGUAUUGAAAGCCCUCACGAAUUUCAAUAACAUGGAGCCAUUGCACGUGAAACUGUUGAACAACGUGUACGAAACGUUGAUUGAGAAGAUCGACGAAAUCAACUUCAAAACGAUCGAUUUCUUAAUGAAAAAGAUAGUCGAGAAAAAUUUGGAUAAAUAUCCAAUGUUCUACAACGACGUGUAUUUCAAACGAUCCGCCCAGUUUGUAGUGAAUCAUGAUAUGGGCAUCAUGAAUGCACUCUAUUUUCAGAAGAAAUUGAACAAGAUUGCUUAUUUACACAUUCCGCUUCUAGACUACAUAGAUUCACAAGCGGACAACCUGUCGAUUGUUCCGAACUCUGGAAUAAUUGCAGUUGUAGCAGCCUUUUCAAAUGCCGACUACCGACCUUCGAACUGGGAAGUCCUCAAAUCGGAGAUAACGCGUCACUCAUUCAUAGAAAACCCCGCCAUCCCUUGGAUUCGCUACAACUUGGAACUUUUGUCGUUGGGCAUUUAUAACAAGCAACUUCUGGAACAGUACUUGGAACCUCUGGCUUUGGAGCGUAGUAUGCAUCGAAACACCGUAGUCGAUUAUCUUCAACUGCUGGAGUUGUCACGAACCCUUCAGCUGCUCUUUCCGGAAUACGACGGUCCUCUACCGGAGAAGCGUUACAUAGAAAAGGGAACCGUGCUAUUGCUGCAGAAUAAUGAAUUACCCCUGCAAAAACCUCUGGAAAUGAUUUUCGGAGGCGAAGGAAGCGUAUUGCCGCAAGUUACGUCCGACUAUGGGCACGUGUUGGACCACGUACUGGUGUUCGAUCGGGAAGGUCGUAUCGUGAAACAGCCCAUCUUGUUCGAUGACGAAGAGCAACAGCAGGCGGCUCGAAUAGAGGACAUUAUCAGCCGGGGACAACGAGUUGUCGUCGUUUUGUGCUUGCCGAAGAGCUACUACGCCUUGAACGUGAACCGCUUGCGGGGCCGAUUCGCCAUGUUCAUUCGAACGAUCGAAGCAUUGGGAGUAUCCGUAGUGCCCGUGCCGUACCAGAUGUGGUCGAACCUUCCGGAAGCCGAACGGUUGCCAUACCUGGAAAGGGAAGUACGUGCGAAGAUCAACUGUAUGCAAUGAACUUUCGGAUCGAUUGAAUAAACUACAGCGGAAAAGUA
Molecule: messenger RNA, 2078 nt
Organism: Aedes albopictus (Asian tiger mosquito)
Lineage: Eukaryota; Metazoa; Arthropoda; Insecta; Diptera; Culicidae
Product: FAST kinase domain-containing protein 2, mitochondrial-like
Exons: 3
Coding region: 178-2040 (620 amino acids)
Source: RefSeq, a predicted model, not a curated record